Carassius auratus (goldfish) is the source of this 2371-nucleotide messenger RNA. Its product is annotated as protein arginine N-methyltransferase 6-like. Gene Ontology annotation, biological process: peptidyl-arginine methylation, to asymmetrical-dimethyl arginine; chromatin remodeling. Gene Ontology annotation, molecular function: histone methyltransferase activity; protein-arginine N-methyltransferase activity. Bases 40 to 1107 code for a protein of 355 amino acids. The transcript has a single exon. The record is from RefSeq and is a predicted model, not a curated record. NCBI's taxonomy places the organism in Eukaryota, Metazoa, Chordata, Actinopteri, Cypriniformes, Cyprinidae.
UCUCGGAUACGGAAGUUACUUUGGGAAUAUUAAAGACGCAUGGCAAACUUGUGGAAAAUGUCCCAGCACGGUACCAAGAAAAGAAAAUUAGAUAGGAGUACAGAGGAUUACGUUUACUUUGACAGCUACUCCGAUGUCACCAUUCACGAAGAGAUGAUUGCAGACACAGUGCGCACUAACACCUACAGAAUGGGCAUUUUAAAAAACAGUAAGUCAAUAGAAGGGAAAGUGGUGCUUGAUGUGGGAGCCGGUACCGGCGUCCUGAGCUUAUUCUGUGCACAAGCGGGUGCCAGGAAGGUUUAUGCAGUCGAGGCGAGCUCGAUCGCCGAUCAGGCUGUGAGGAUCGUAAAACUGAAUCAGAUGGAGGACACAAUCGAAGUCAUUAAAGCCGCACUAGAAACGAUCGAACUGGCCGAACAGGUGGAUGUGAUUGUCAGCGAAUGGAUGGGCUACGCGCUCCUCCACGAAUCCAUGCUGAACUCUGUGAUCUUCGCCAGGGAUAAGUGGCUCAAACCCGGCGGCCUUAUAUUACCGUCCCGGGCGGAUCUUUACAUAGCUCCCAUAAACGAUCUGGUGGUGGAGGGCAGAUUGAAUUUCUGGAGCACCGUCAAAGCACAGUACGGCGUGGACAUGUCCUGCAUGACCGACUUUGCCAGGAAGUGCAUCAUGAACAAAGACAUCACUGUGAAUCCGGUGACGGUGGAGGAUGUGCUCUCCCAUCCGUGCAAGUUUGCCGAGCUGGAUUUGAACACGGUCACGCUGGAGCAGCUCAGAGAUGUGAGGGGCGUGUUCAGCUGCCGGUGCUUCGGCUCGUCCUCCAUCCACGCCUUUUGCGUGUGGUUCACGGUGACUUUCCCCGCUGACGAGAAGGCCCUGGUGCUCUCCACGUCUCCGUUCAAGCCUGAGACUCACUGGAAACAGGCUGUUCUGUAUUUGGAUGAUGCUGUGGAUGUGAUGCAGGACACUAAAGUCGAGGGGGAGAUCAGUUUGUAUCCCUCCGAGGAGAAUUCUAGACAUAUAUGCAUCCGUGUGGACUAUGUGAUAGGUGAACAGAAAAAGCUCUCCAAAAACUUUUCUAUUCCUGAUCAGUAUUUAGAAGUUAAAUAGAGAUGUGGCCGUUAUUUAUUUUUAGUUAUUUCCCUAGUGAGAGGAAUGGAGAGAGUGUGGAGUCCAGUAUGGAGAGUCAGUAUAAGGACAUUGUUGGAAGUCCAUUUGCUGCCAUAGAGCCUAAGGUGUAUUCUGUCCAUGCUCAUUUAUUUAUAGUGAUAAACACUGCUUUUACCAAUAUGCAAUUUACAUUAAAGUUGCCUAAACACAUUUCAUGAAGGCUAGGUCCUAAAUGGUGCAUUGCUUUUUCUCAAUCUUAACAUAGACACCAUGCAAAGUCAUGACUGAUUGGAAUUUUAUACGGCUUGAUCAGGUGGACAUUUGUGGCCUCGGAGUCCAUUCAAAGCUAAUUUCUUAGUUGUUGUAUGUAUAAGCUUAAGCUCAAUUACCUAUUGACCCAAUCAUCAUUAAUCGUGUUAUUAACUGUGAUUUGGAUUAUCAUUGAAUGCAGUUCAGAUGCAGGCAGUUACCAAUCCUCGAAAUCCCCAGGAGUGAUAAGUACACUCAUCUUCUUUGUAUUUAUGCAAGCUCAUGUUGUUAUGUCAUGAUUAAUUGGAGCACUGUGUCAUUAACACGCUUUCAGAGCCACACUUGAUUUUAUGUAUUCCAUUUAAUACCCGUAGAUCAAAAAAAAAUCUUCCCAUAUUUAAAAAUUAAAUGCAUUUCCAUCUAAUUGAAUCUUGCUAUUAAUAGCUGUGUAGUCAGUAAGGAGCAAAUUAAAUCAGAGCUGUGUCUCUGUCUCCUAGACAGCCUCAAUGAGUUUUAUCCACAAAGGCAUAUCAUUUUAUCCAAUACAUCCCCCUGGUAUGUUAAUGAUGAUACUGUAAAUAAACCAGGAGAAAUCAUUUGCCGCCUGCCAGUUACAGUAACCAAUAUUUUUGAUUUGUGAGAAGACAAAUUGGCAGCAUGUUAUUGACAAAUCCUAAUUUAGAAGACCAGAUCCCACGGCACUGGGCGGAUCUUCAUGGCCAAGUGACAAUUUGUCAUCAUUAUCAUUAGCAGGCCGGUUUGCUUUCAUUAACAUACUAAAAUAAGCCACAGUGACAGAAGGUCUCUCAUGGAGAGAUAUCUACCCUCGCACAGUCCUUAAAAGGCACUAGAUUUAAUGAACGGCAGCUAAAAACAAAUUUUAAUUUUGUUGGGUUAUGUUUACGGUAGAUUUGGAGGCUUUGUGUUUUUUAUGUUUUGAUGAGAUCAGUUUUAGAGGAACAUCAUCUGCUGCAGUGAAUAUUUCCAUGUCAAUAAACUUGAAUAUGAAAAUUCA